This is a messenger RNA of Penicillium odoratum, 1941 nucleotides long. RefSeq lists its product as uncharacterized. NCBI's taxonomy places the organism in Eukaryota, Fungi, Ascomycota, Eurotiomycetes, Eurotiales, Aspergillaceae. The coding region runs from base 1 to 1941 and encodes 646 amino acids. The transcript is spliced from 2 exons. The record is from RefSeq and is a predicted model, not a curated record.
AUGGAGAAUGCUGCAGAACCUUCCCUGACCCCGCAAUCCGCUGAAGCCGAACCCUUCCCGACCGUGGAGAGCUCGGAUGUGUCCAGCUCCGAAGAACAUGAUCCCUCCGAAGACGUCGCGCCUGAUAUCAUUGUGCAACUGAUCUUGUGCUAUAAAUGCUCGAAACCCCUACACACUCCAUGCCGUUUGCCGUGUGGUAACACUGUAUGUCGGGAAUGUUUACCGCCCGUCCGACCGCGAACGGGGAUUACGUAUCCCGUGGCGCAGGGCAGAGAAGAGGGCUUUACAUGCUACUGGAAGGAUCAGGAUGAUUGUGUGGGUGAACAUUGCGUUGGGGAUUGCGGAACUGAUGUGGUUCUUUCCUUCGUGGCCGAUAUUUUUCAAGAGGAAUUGAUGCAGGAUGCCGAGGUGGCGAAUGCGCGCAAUGCGGAUGGCCGCGUUGUCUGUUGGAGGAAAGGAUCAAAGGGUGAAGGUUCGGUUUCAGAGAUACAGCGCCUUCAGUUAGGUCAGCGUGGGUGGCUUCAUGGAUUAUACCAGGCGGCUUGUGAGGGCGACUUCCCUUGUGAUGCCCUCGAGGCCAUCUAUGAAGAAGCCGGUGCUGCUGGAGUUUCGGUCCCGCAGACUGCAGAAGAAGAUCAGAUUGGCUUCCAAAAGCUCAGAGACAGGGUUCGGGGUGAACUGGAUUGUCAGGUCUGUUACGCUCUUAUACUGGAGCCUUUGACCUUGCCUUGUGGCCACACCUUCUGUCGGACAUGUAUUACUCGGGUGCUGGAUCACUCAGAUCUUUGUCCGAUAUGUCGCCGCAAACUCGGAAUGCCCGCAUCUAUGCAGGCUGAGCCUAGGAACCGGACACUCUCAAGACUUAUUGAUCAAUUAUUCCCAGAUCAGGUCGCAGCUAGAAGAGAGGCAGUCGCACAGGACGAACUAGGCGUUGAUCAUGACAAGAAGUUGCCGUUAUUCGUUUGCACACUUUCCUUUCCAACGAUGCCUACAUUUUUGCACAUCUUUGAGCCCCGAUAUCGGCUCAUGGUUCGGCGAGUCGUUGAGAGUGGCGAUGGUAAGUUUGGCAUGGUCAUGUAUAACCGUCGGGGCCGGCCACUGGCAGAUGAAAUAGGCAGUGUCCCAUUUGUGCAAUAUGGGACAUUGUUAAUGGUCGAACGCUAUGAACUGCUCCCAGAUGGGCGCAGUCUUGUCAUUGCCACUGGAGUAUCACGAUUCAAAGUACUCGAGGCGGGUAUGCUCGAUGGCUAUCACGUUGCCAGAACAGAGCGUGUGGAUGAUAUUUCUUUAGCAGAGGAGGAGAGAAUAGAGGCAAUGGAAACUGCAGCCAAUGCGAUCCCAGAUCCAACUUCAGAGGAAAGCAAUGUUGAAGUUCCAUUAGACUCGAUGUCAACCCAAGAUCUGAUGCUAUUGACACGGGAGUUUAUUGUCAAACAGCGCCAAAUAGGUGCGCCGUGGCUUCAUCCACGGGUUAUGUUGGCUUAUGGACCCGUACCCACGGAUGCGGCCCGGUUUCCAUGGUGGUUCUCCAGCAUUCUACCCAUAGCUGAAGAAGAAAAGUACCCUAUCUUGUCAGCGGUGAGCGUAAGAGAGCGACUGAAAAUCUGCGCGCGAUGGGCGAGAGAGCUGGAGGCCCCGCCUUUCCAAAACACAAUGCGACAACUGCACGACCGCGAAGAACAACGAAACACGAAUAGAGAAAAAUCAACCGAGACGUAUAUACCCAAAACACUCGUCGUGGGCGCCUUCUUAGCCAUAUUCCUUGGUCAAGUGGGUGUCAAUUUUCUACAGGUUCUACGAACAGGAAGACGCCGAAGAAGGCAGGCAAUGGAACUCCAGUUCCCACAACCUAUCCCUCCACAAACCCGACCGCAAACUCGAGAGCGGGAGAGGAUUGUUGGAGAGGGACUUUCGGCAGAUCUAGUAGAUCAUGCUGGAUAG